GGGUCAGAAUGACAGAGCAUCUCCCCUGAGUCUCCACUCAUCAUCUUGCCUUGCAAAAGUUGCUCUGUUCUCCCUGAGGGCAGCAGAAAUGCUGAGGAUUUCUGAUAUCCAAGAAUACCAGGAGAGAUAUGGGGGGAGCUUAAAAACAAAAACCUCAGAACUCUUAAACACAAAAGGGUGUCUGUGUGUGUUCCAGGGGAGGGUGUACAGGAAAUGGCUUUGGUUGUGGUUACAGAUCUCCUCUAACUUUUCAAUUGUUUCAUUCCUCAUGAGCAGGUGCCCAUGGCCAGACACAGCCAAUGUCCAACAGCAGCUCCAUCAGCCCCUUCCUCCUGCUGGCAUUGGCAGACACGCGGCAGCUGCAGCUCCUGCACUUCUGCCUCUUCCUGGGCAUCUCCCUGGCUGCCCUCCUGGGCAACGGCCUCAUCAUCAGCGCCGGAGCCUGCGGCCAGCACCUGCACAGCCCCAUGUUCUUCUUUCUGCUCAGCCUGGCCCUCACCGACCUGGGCUCCAUCUGCACCACUGUCCCCAAAGCCAUGCACAAUUCCCUCUGGGGUACCAGGCACAUCUCCUACUCAGGUUGUGCUGUUCAGGUGUUUCUGUUUGUCUUCUUCAUGGGAGUAGAGGUUUCCCUCCUCACCAUCAUGUGCUACGACCGCUACGUGUCCAUCUGCAAACCCCUGCACUAUGGGACCCUCCUGGGCAGCAGAGCUUGUGCCCACAUGGCAGCAGCUGCCUGGGCCAGUGCCUUUCUCAAUGCUCUCAUGCACACGGCCAAUACAUUUUCCCUGCCCCUGUGCCAGGGCAAUGCCCUGGGCCGGUUCUUCUGUAAAGUGCCCCAGAUCCUCAAGCUCUCCUGCUCACACUACAAGCUCAGGGAACUUGGGCUCAUCGCUGUCAGUGUCUGUUUGCUCUUUGGCUGUUUUGUGUUCAUUGUUUUCUCCUAUGUGCAGAUCUUCAGGGCCGUGCUGAGGAUCCCCUCUGAGCAGGGCCGGCACAAAGCCUUUUCCACGUGCCUCCCUCACCUGGCUGUGCUCUGUCUGUUCCUCAGCACUGCCAUGUUUGCCCACCUGAAGCCCCCCUCCAUCUCGUCUCCAUCCCUGGAUGUGGCCCUGUCAGUUCUGUACUCAGUGGUGCCUCCAGCCCUGAACCCCCUCAUCUACAGCCUGAGGAACCAGGAGCUCAGGGAUGCCCUGAGGAAAAUGAUGACUGGAUUUUUUCAGCAGCAAUAAAGUGCCGGUUUUGUUCUCCA
Molecule: messenger RNA, 1252 nt
Organism: Corvus hawaiiensis (hawaiian crow)
Lineage: Eukaryota; Metazoa; Chordata; Aves; Passeriformes; Corvidae
Product: olfactory receptor 14J1-like
Exons: 1
Coding region: 300-1232 (310 amino acids)
Biological process (GO): G protein-coupled receptor signaling pathway
Cellular component (GO): membrane
Molecular function (GO): G protein-coupled receptor activity; olfactory receptor activity
Source: RefSeq, a predicted model, not a curated record